AUGGCAAGAUAUCAUUUCUUCUUGGCAGCUGCUGCUAUGGAAGAAAAGCAAAACAGAAAACUCCAACGCCGGUCCAUAAGGGAUGCAUGCAACCCCUUUGAUAUGCCCGACGAGGAGUUUCGGCACAUAUAUAGAGUGCGCAAAGAAUUAGCACUCUAUUUGUGUGCUGAACUUGACGCCGACCUCAAACCUCAACACGGCGAUGGAUUGCCGGCACAUGUUAAAGUUUUAACAUCACUGCACCUAUUGGCUGACGGUAGUUACCAACGGGGAACUGGACAAGACCAUGGCUUGUCCAUUGCUCAGUCUACCGUCAGCCGGUACUUGGAUCAAUUUGUAACUGCGGUGAAUAGAAGGCACAUAGACUGCACCCAAGUACAAAUUUUUCCACCACCUUUACCGCAUGGCGUACAGUUUUUGAACAGAAAAGGAAUUCAUUGGCUAAACGUUCAGUUGAUUGCGGACGUUAACUGCAAAAUACUGUCGGUGAAUGCGAGGUUUCCUGGCCGGGUACACGACUCGUUCAUCUUUAACAAUUCUUCAAUAAAAGACGAGUUACGAAGAUUGCAUAGCGAGCAUAUUGGAGAUUACUUUCUUUUGGGUGAUUCGGGGUACGCUCUUGAGCCAUGGCUCAUGACGCCCGUGCUGAACGCUGCCCCGAAUAGUCCAGAAGAAAGGUACACGGCCUGGCACUGCCGUGUUCGAAACACAAUUGAAAGAACAAACGGAUAUUUGAAAAAUAUAUUCCGGUGUCUGGGGCACGACCGUGUGCUCCAUUAUAGCCCGGCUAAGGCUUCAGCUAUUAUUUAUACUUGCUGUACACUGUAUAAUAUAAUGCAACAUUACAAAAAUCUUCCAAUAACAGGCGAACCUGAAGCGGAAAUGGAAGGGGGCGCUGCUCGAGGGAUGCCUUACCCUCAAAACGGGCUUCUCUUAAGAGUGGCACAAGAGAAACGUGCCCUAAUAAUAAAUAAUUAUUUCGCCUAGUA
Molecule: messenger RNA, 989 nt
Organism: Cydia pomonella (codling moth)
Lineage: Eukaryota; Metazoa; Arthropoda; Insecta; Lepidoptera; Tortricidae
Product: putative nuclease HARBI1
Exons: 6
Coding region: 1-987 (328 amino acids)
Source: RefSeq, a predicted model, not a curated record